CACUUUUAUGUUUUUUAGACGUAGUUAAUAUACCAAAAUAAAAAAUAACCAUCCGUAAUAAUAAAAUCUUGUUACAUUUUUGACAUUGAUUAAGUAUAAUUUAUUGUUUACCCAGAUUAUAGGAAAUAUUUUUUAAAUAAAUAAACAUAAUUUGUUAUACUUUAUUUUAGGAAAAUGCAUUAAUUAAAUUAUAAAAGACAAGAAUACUAAAAAGUAGGUAAAUUUAUUACUUCAGUGACAUUCAAAUGUAAAUAACUUUGAAAACUAGGGGGCAAUUUAUAUUGGUACUUCUCUUUUAAUAAUAGAGAUCGUGGACUCGGGUUUUAUCAUUUUAGGUCUUGUGUCUGAAAUAUAUCUGUAUCUUCUUAGUAUUUUGUUUUGCUUGGUGAUUGUUGGUUGUUUUAGAUCCGGGGCAGAUACAGAUUCAACAAUGGACAUGUCUGGUGAUACGAAAUCAUUAGAUAGUAAACGUCAGUUAAGGUCCACAGAAGACAACAUGACUACAAAAUUGUUGAAUCCAUGAGAUGAACACAACAAACACAUUAACAUUUCUGAAACUAAGAGUUUCUUCGCUAGCAACUUUUUAAUAGAUCUGUACCCUAUUUUUACUCAGAUUGCUAAAAAAUUAAAGAUCUAAGGGUAUCUCCAACCCCACUCUAUUUUCUUCUCUAAAAUAAAGUUUAGAAUAAAAAUGUUCGAAUGAUACUCUAUUAUCUAUUCUAUAAUAGUGUAAACCUAUUUUUUACUUUAUAUAUAUAGUAUUUUUUUUAUUUUUUGUUCAUUAUUCUAUUUUUCACUCUAAAAUAGAGUAUCAUUAAAGCAACAUCAAUUUCUAUUAUAGAAAUAGAAUUACUCUAUUUUAGAGGAAAAAAUAGAGUAAACCAUUGGAGAUGGUCUAAUAACAAAAAUAUAUCCUUGUUUUGAUAUCUUGUUCUAUCAUUCGUGGCAACAUUCGUGUCUUCUACUAAUUUCCCACCAUGAAUUAAAUCGAGUUAUACUUAUGGUGACGACUCUUCCCUUGACGCGUAAAAAAAUACUGACUUUUCUACACAUUCUCCACACUAUAAAUUGACUUGGUUUCUCAUAAACUCAAAGACACCUUAAACCAAAGCUAAACUGUUUGGAAGAAACAAUUACGGAGCCAUGUUCGUGAAGCUCCUCACCAUUGUCUUCUUCUUCUUUAGUCUACUUUCUCAACUUCCAAAAUCAUCUUCCCAAGUUCUUAACUUCACUUACAAUGGCUUCACUCCUCCACUGACUGACAUAUCCCUCCAAGGGAUCACCACAGUCACCCCGAACGGUCUCUUGAUGCUAACCAACUACACAGAGCAGAGAACGGGUCACGCCUUCUAUACAAAACCAAUCCGGUUCAAAGAUUCUCCAAACGGCACCGUUUCUUCCUUCUCCACAACAUUCGUCUUCGCUAUUCAUUCUCAAAUCCCGAUAUUUAGUGGCUACGGCAUGGCUUUCGUCGUUGCUCCUAACGCAAGCCUCCCUGACGCAACAGCAAGUCAAUACCUGGGUCUCUUCAACAUCUUAACCAACGGUAAUGACACAAAUCAUGUCUUUGCUGUCGAGCUGGAUACCAUCGGGAGUACCGAGUUCAAUGAUACGGACGAUAACCACGUCGGAAUAGAUAUCAAUAGCAUGAAGUCAGUGAAUAGUUCGUAUGCUGGGUACUGGAACGAAUCAGGUCAGUAUAAUAUUCUGAACUUGAUAAGUCGUAAGCCAAUGCAGGUUUGGGUCGAUUACGAUGACCUUACACAUCAGAUCGAUGUAACCAUGGCCCCUUUCAAACAUGAUAAACCUAAAACGCCGCUUGUUUCUACUAUCAAAGAUCUAUCUUCGGUUCUUUUGCAAGAUAUGUUCGUAGGUUUCUCAUCUGCUACGGAUUAUGUUUCUGAACAUUAUGUUCUCGGAUGGAGUUUCCGGGUGAAGGGGAAAGCUCCGCCGUUGACCUUAUCAAAACUUCCAAAACUUCCGAGGUGGGAGCCCAAGAGAAUCUACAUCAUCUAUAUUUGGAUGCUGUAUCUUUCCAUAUUUUUUAUUCCCCUCUUAUUCAUUUCCAUGCUCAUCUUACUCGUACGCUUCAUCAUAAGGAGGAGGAGAAAGUUCGAGGAGGAACUCGAAGAUUGGGAAACAAGGUUUGGGAAGCACCGAUUGAAGUACAAGGACUUGUACCAUGCCACCAAAGGGUUCAAGGAGAAGGACCUUCUCGGAUCAGGUGGGUUUGGAAGCGUUUACAGAGGUGUCAUGCCUAAGACAAAGAAAGAGAUUGCUGUGAAAAGGGUCUCCAACAAAUCCCGACAAGGGUUGAAAGAGUUUGUGACUGAGGUCGUGAGCAUCGGCCGGAUGAGCCAUCGAAACUUAGUCCCUCUCAUAGGUUAUUGCCGCAGGAGGGACGAGCUUCUUCUAGUGUACGAUUACAUGCCCAAUGGAAGCUUAGACAAGUAUCUGCACAAUAGUCCGGAGGUAACCCUCGACUGGAAACAGAGGAUUAAAGUCAUUAACGGCGUGGCCUCCGCCUUAUUCUACCUUCACGAGGAAUGGGAACAAGUGGUGAUUCACCGCGAUGUCAAAGCAAGCAACGUCUUGUUAGACGCGAACCACAACGCGAGACUCGGAGAUUUUGGUUUAGCUCGAUUGUGCAGUCAUGGUUCGGACCCUCAAACCACCCGAGUCGCUGGAACAUGGGGAUACCUAUCCCCUGAUCACAUCAGGACAGGACGGGCCACUACUGCUACCGAUGUUUUUGCCUUUGGGGUGCUACUACUAGAAGUAGCUUGCGGUAGACGUCCUAUCCAGAUUCAGAACGAGGGUGGUGAGAGGGGCUUGCUCUUGGAUUGGGUUUUUGAGUUUUGGAGUGACGGAAACAUUUUGGAUGCUAAGGAUCCGAAUCUAGGGACGGAAUGUGAUCAAAGAGAAGUCGAAAUGAUUUUGAAACUAGGUUUGUUGUGCUCUCACUCCAACCCACAAGCUCGACCAAGUAUGAGACAAGUGUUAAAUUAUCUAAGCGGAGAUGACGUGCUACCAGAUUUGUCACCAUUGGAAUUUCGUGGGCUGGGAAUCCACCAUGGAAUUGGUGAGCUAGACAUGUUUACAUGUGGAUCUUCCAUGGUUGAUUCUAUAGUCUCUGGUAGGAGGUGAUUUUGAAUAUCAGAAUGCUUGUGUACAUAUGUCUUACAUUACAGACUGUAGAAAAGGACUAUCCAAACCGUGUUGUAUCUUUACGUGAAAUAAAUGAAACUUUAUGAACGUAGGAGACCAGUUUACUCUUGCAUUAUAUGCGUAUGUUGAAUGAGUGUUAAAUGGGAUAAAUCUAUGUUCAAGGGCACAUAUCUAAAUAGACACUUUUUAUAUUGGUACAAAUCGUCUAUUUAUUAAGAGAGACUGUUAAAAACUGGGGAAAUCGGCUAAUUCCUACAUCAACAAAGGCCAACGGUCCCGAUCAAUACAUAAACAUGUUACCUGUGCGAAAACAUACAUCAACUAGUACAAAAUUUAAUUUUCAUAUGCGAACUUUCAAAAUUUGGUCUUAUCAUACAUUGACCUAAUUUCCGUUAGUCAAACAUUGAGUUGUCGUUAACCAGUAGCAGAAAAUCGGCUAAUUCCUACAUCAACAGGGACCAAUGGUCCAGAUCAAUACAUAAACACUUCACCUGUGCAAAAACAUACAUCAACUAAUACAAAAUUUAAAUUCAAUACAUGAACUUUCGAAAUAUGGUUUAAACAUACACUAAAGCUUGACAUGUGCGUCCGCGCGGAUAUUUGUUGUUAACUUUUUUUAUAAAUUGUUUAAUGACAUUCCUAAAUAUAUAAACUUUUGUUCAUUGUUAUGUUCCUACACAUAAAAACCAAACUCACCCGGAUCUGAAAAGACCCUAUUCGAAUCCCACCCGAAAAUUUAUAAUACCCAAACAAAGAAUAAUUUCAAAACAAAAAAAAAAAUCGAUAUCCGAAAGAACCAAUCCAUACCCAACCAUAUACCUGAUAUCCAUACCUUAAUGAAGUAGUUAAGAAGUACAAAAAAUGUAAAAAAUAUAA
Messenger RNA from Brassica rapa (field mustard), 4044 nucleotides. Its product is annotated as L-type lectin-domain containing receptor kinase IV.4-like. Lineage: Eukaryota; Viridiplantae; Streptophyta; Magnoliopsida; Brassicales; Brassicaceae. The record is from RefSeq and is a predicted model, not a curated record. Gene Ontology annotation, molecular function: protein kinase activity; ATP binding; carbohydrate binding. Gene Ontology annotation, biological process: protein phosphorylation.